Messenger RNA from Gadus chalcogrammus (walleye pollock), 1856 nucleotides. RefSeq names its product ntl-dependent gene 5 (gene ntd5). Bases 38 to 1171 code for a protein of 377 amino acids. Gene Ontology annotation, cellular component: extracellular region. The record is from RefSeq and is a predicted model, not a curated record. Gene Ontology annotation, molecular function: peptidase inhibitor activity. Lineage: Eukaryota; Metazoa; Chordata; Actinopteri; Gadiformes; Gadidae. The transcript is spliced from 8 exons.
UGCCUCCCACACACGGUCUGAGGGCCAAACUUGGAGGAUGGACUUUGGGCUGCUGUUCCUGUCUCUGUCCCUGUGGCUCCUGGCCGCCGCUGGGCCCCAUCACGCCUUUGGGUCCACAGAUUCCUGCCCAGAGAGGCUGCUGGGAGAGGAGCGCAGUAGGACCUGUCCCCGUCCUUGUAAAAUAGACAAAGACUGUGGCAACAAGCGGCAGUGUCUGUGUGACGGACAAUGUGGCCUCAGCUGUGUAGCUCCAGGUCGUACAUGUCCAUGGCCCCUGGCCCCGGGGGGCCACUCGGCCUCUCGUCUGCUGUCUCCCACCCACUCCUUCUCUGCCCUGCUGGAGGUGCGCUGCAACCCCGGCUUCACGCUGCCCAGCGGCCUGGAUGCAACCAUCCGCCGUUGCCAAGGCGACCGACAGUGGAGCGGAGAUGAGCCUAUCUGCACAGAAGCCCCGCUCCCCUCCACUCUGCCCCCCAUCCUCCAGGCCCCCAACACGGGGCCCCUCACCAUGCAGCCCCCCGCCAGCCCGACCCCCAUCUGCGCCCUGCCCGACGAGGUGCUCAGCAAACUCAGCGUCCAGGGCACUGCGGCGGUGGGAACCAGCAUCCUGUACAGCUGUCUGUCUGGGGCAUCUAUAGUGGGAAGCAGUGAAAAUUUCUGUCAAGGAAAUCAAACAUGGCAGUUCCCUCACCCCAUAUGUCAAAUGGUCUUCUGCGUGCCCCCCCCGCCGGUGGAGCAGGGCUACGUGGUGGCCGUGCUGAAGACUGAGUACGAGGUGGGCUACGACAUCCACUACCUGUGUAAGAAGCACUUCCUGUUGGACGGGCCGCAGAAGGUCACCUGCCUGUCCAAUGGCAAAUGGAGCGCCCCUCCCCCACACUGCCGAGCUCGCUGUCUCCUCCCGGCCCAGCGGAGCCGCGUGCUGAUUGGUGGAGAGAAGCGCUGGCCCUUCGACCUGACGGACGGCAUGGUUCCCCAUGGGGAGAACGUCACCUUCUUCUGCAAACAUCCCCGCAAACAGUGCAGCCUCACCGUCGGCCAGGGCUGCUUUGACGGAAAACUAGAGCCCCCAGAAUGCUACCUGGAGCCCACCUGGCUGCAGUACAAGCUGUUCCCUCACCGGCUGGUCUCAGAGAUCGACGCCUGUUUGCCUGGAGACCAGGAGGGAUGAGGGGCCCCGAGAUCUACUGCCUCUACCACGGGGCCCUCAGCAGCGUGUCACACACACACACACACACACACACACACACACACACACACACACACACACACACACACACACACACACACACACACACACACACACACACACACACACACACGCACAGACACACAUGCACACACACACACACACACACACACGCACACGCACACACACAUUCACACAGACAGGCACACACGCACAUACGCACACACACACACACGCGCGCGCACACGCACACACACAAACACACACAUACCUGAUAUGUGUCAGACCAUUGAGUAUUUCUCAAGGCAUAUUUUUUACACAGUUUUGUUUCAAACACUGCAUAUGGUUUUAUUAUCAUCCCUACCACCUUGCACUGUAUAAGAUAAUCAGACAAUACAUGAUUAACAAUCAUAAUAUUUUCUGAAAAUGACAUAUUGCAUUCCUCAUGAUGAUUUAAAAGUACAUAUUAUACCUGCUAUGAACUUUUUCUCCAUAUACCUUGUAAGUUUUUCAUUAUAUUCAACUACAAGAGACUGCAUCUGUCUGCUUCUCUUCAAAGUAUUUGUGACAUCCUUUGUCGGCGUGGUAACAUGUUUUGGACGCAUCAAGCCUUGUUGUUGCUUGUAAGUUUUGUUAAUUCAAUAUUUUAAAUAAAACAAUUUAAAGU